GGAGAACCGACCCGGGGCCCCCGAGCACGAGGUGUCCCCCGAGACCGCGGUGGCGAAGGAGACCGACACGCGCAGCUGCUUCGUGCGACCCGCGGUGCGGAGGGGGCUGCUGCCCUCGAUCCUGGAGCGGCUCCUGGCGGCCCGGAAGCAGGCGAAGAAGGCGCUGGCCUCGGUCGCUGGCGCCUCCAUCGACGCGGAGACGAAGCGCAAGGUCCUCAACGGUCGCCAGCUCGCGCUGAAGCUCUCCGCCAAUUCGGUCUACGGGUUCACCGGGGCGAUGAACGGGCCACUGCCAUGCCUCGAGCUGGCUGGAGCGGUGACUGCGUACGGGCGGGAGAUGAUUCAGAGCACGAAGCGCAAGGUUGAGUCCCACUUCGUGCAGGCGAAUGGGUUCCGCUACGACGCCCAGGUUGUGUACGGGGAUACAGACUCCGUCAUGGUGCGUUUCGGGCCUGAAGAGCUCUCCCUGCAGGAUGCGAUGGACUUGAGCGCGAAGGCCGCGGAGGUCUGCUCCGCGGAGUUUCCGUCCCCGGCACGCUUGGAAUUCGAGAAAGUCUACAGGCCGUACCUUCUCAUGGCCAAGAAGCGGUACGCGGGUCUCGCGUUCGCCUCCCCGGACUCCGCCCCGAAGCUCGACACGAAGGGCAUCGAGACGGUGCGGCGGGACUGGUCCGAUCUCGUGCGACAGGGGCUGGAGCGGACCCUGCACCUGCUGCUCAGGCCCGACGGCCAGGACGGCGUGGCGAGCGCGAUAUCGUACGUGCGCAAUUUGUGCGACGAGGUGCGGCAGAACAAGGUGGACUUCAGAGCCCUCAUCAUCUCCAAGUCCUUGGGACGCGACGAGUAUGCCGCGAAGCUGCCGCACGUGACGGUGGCGGAGAAGCUGCGGAAGAGAGACCCAGCCAGCGCUCCAUCCAUAGGCGACCGGGUGCCUUACCUCGUCCUCGGGGGUGCGGCCAAGAGCAACGUGAACGAGAGAGCAGAGGAUCCCUUGUACGCGCUGGAGCACGAGCUGCCGAUCGAUGCCGAGUACUACCUGGAGAAGCAGCUGAAGCAGCCGCUGAUCCGGGUCUUCGAGCUCGUGCUCGGGAGCGCGCAGAAGGCGGAGCAGGAGCUCUUCGGAGCGGCGCCCGCGGAAAGGAAGGUCGUCGCGAGCGCGGGGAUCUCCACCCUGGGGGGCAUGGGCAAGUUCAUGAAGCCGCGGCUGAAGUGCCUCGACUGCGGGGCGGCCACGACCCCGGACGGGCAGAGCUUCUGCGACCUCUGCUCCAAGAAGGGCCCCGUGCGCGCCCAGCAGGUGCGCGAGGAGGCGACCGAGCGCGCCAGGGGGCUGCGCAAGGACCUCGGGGACCUGCGGGCGCACUGCGAGCAGCGCUGCGCCGUGCCGCCCGGCAGCUUCCUCGGGCUGCCCCCGGACCCGCCGCGGGAGGAGCGGCCCGCGGAGCCGGACGGGCGCGAGAGGUGCGACAACCUGAACUGCCAGGUGAUCUUCAGGCGGGUGCGCGUCGCAAAGGAGCUGAAGGCCGCCUCGGACGCGCUCGCGCGCCUGAAGCCCGAGUGCGGCGCUGCCCCCGGGGCAGCCGGCCCGAGCGCGGCGGCCCCCGCGAUGCCGCCGCCGCCGCCCACGCUGCGCUUUCUCGGCGCGGCCUUCGCCGCCCUCUGGCAGCGGGGCGCGCCGCAGGCGGCGCCGGGCGCGACGCCAUGGCUCUUCCCCGCGACCUGGCGCACCAGGCUCUGGGUGGCGCCGGUGGACCGGAUGCUAGGCCUCUGCGGGAACCGCAGCCUCACCGACGCCGACCUGGCCACAUUCUGGCUGGCCUCCCGGUGGGGCGGCUUCGAGAACAGGACGGACCUCGCCCUCCUGCGGGCGCAGGGCACGCGCGCUCUGGUGCUCCACCGCUGCGUCGUGGAGCCGGACCUGCUCAGGGCCUUCCUCGACCGCGCGUACACGGAGGGCCUCACGGUGUUCGCAGAGCUGCCGCGGCGCUUGUUCGUACAGGAGCCCAGCGGCUGCCUGCACAGCGGCUACGACUGCUUCCUUGCGGUGAGGGCCCACUGGCGCGAGCUGCUCGCCACGCCCCUGGUGGAGGAGCGCGGCGGGCGGCGGUACCACCCCGCGCUGGAGGCCGCUCUGCUCUUCCAGGGCCUGGACGCCGCCGCGGCCGCGGCCGCUGGCGCUGGCUGCGACGCGGCCUGCAGCCUGCAGGGGGCCCUGCAGGCGCUGGUCACCGGCUGGGACGGCCUGCUAGAUGCCGAGGUUGAGCUCGGGGUCGCGCCCGGCCGCACGCGGGUGGCGGCGACGCUCCCUUCCGCCGCGGCCUCUGGCGCGGAGGGCUCCUCCACGGAACAGCGCCUCUGCUACCGCAGGCGGGCGUCCGAGGGCGGCUGCGCGGGGCAGCACACGCUGCGCAGCUUCUGGCUGAACUCCCAGAGGCUGCCCAACGCCUCCUGGCAGCCCCAUGCGCCCCACCAGAACCUCAGCGCCCACCUGCCCGCGCGCUGGCUGCACACUUUCGGGGCCGGAGUCCCCCUGGAGACGCUGCUACAGGUCCUGCGGGACUACGAGGAGUUCGUGGACCCCCCGUCGGACGGCGGCACGCCGUCGGCGCUGCUGGAGUUCCGCCCGUGAGCGGCGGCCUGGGCCGGCGGAGACACCCGGCCCGGCCUGCGGAGAGCGAGCCGCAGGCGCGCGAGCGGCGAUGUCGGCGACGGCGACGUCGGUUCCGGCUCUGCAGGCGGGGAAAACACAC
Prorocentrum cordatum is the source of this 2750-nucleotide messenger RNA. NCBI's taxonomy places the organism in Eukaryota, Dinophyceae, Prorocentrales, Prorocentraceae. The record is from the annotation of a GenBank genome assembly.